Molecule: messenger RNA, 1080 nt
Organism: Talaromyces atroroseus
Lineage: Eukaryota; Fungi; Ascomycota; Eurotiomycetes; Eurotiales; Trichocomaceae
Exons: 3
Coding region: 1-1080 (359 amino acids)
Molecular function (GO): metallopeptidase activity
Source: RefSeq, a predicted model, not a curated record
AUGCGGCUUUCCUUCUCGCGCUUUUGUGUCCUUGCGCUGUGCGGUGCUGCCAGCAUCUCGCGCGCUUCGCUCUUCACCUUGGUGACGGAGGGCGGGGGACAAUGCGACAGUUCUAUGCAGACGACACUGGAUCAAUGGAUUUCUGACAGCAAAGAACUCGUCGCAGCCGCGCUGUGGGCUGUUGAACAAAGAAGUUCAAACAACGAAGAGAUAUUGGCAUUUUUCACUUCCUAUUUCGGUAUCAAGUUCGACUACGAAAAUGGCGGAUUCGCAAACUCCGCCUCUGGUAUUGUGUUUGCGACGGUUCGCAACACGCUCACCUUGGUGUCGAACUUCCUGAACGGCCAGGGCAUCCCCGAGGCCAUGAACCCCACGACACCGCCGUACCUUUUCUGUGGCGAUGGUGCUUAUUCGGCUACGGGUUGGUACGCGUCCGUACUUGGUUUUGAUGGAAAGCCUGUCCCAAACCUGGACACAGGCGAAGGGUACUAUACUGUGUGGGAUAUGUACAAGCAAGAGGUUGUAACCCAAGCUAAGAACCCGUUCUAUUCAGCUGUACAGAAUGGGUACGCUUUUGGACUGGGCAAAACACCCUGUGCCACACGUGUCGUUGAUGGGGAGGAGGUCGCACCAGCGGCUUUCGUCACAAGGCCUUAUUUUCCCAAGUCACUCCCCGAUGAGGGUUUUGUUAUUGACUGGAAUCCAUCUAUGACUUUGUGUGAUAUGAUGCUCGAGGCCCCAGAAGCGCCAUAUGUGGCUCUGCUUAAGGAUAUUGCGUAUCCGACCAAAGAUUCUCCGAUAAACUUGGACUCCCAAGUGCCGCUAAGUACGAGUUUCUACCAUGAGCUUACCCACCUCGUGUCAAAAGCCGUCGAAGAUAACUGGUAUGACUUGAACGCCAUCAUCAAAAACGCAGUAAUAGAUGCCGCUGGCGACUCACAGGGGGCAGAAAACAAUGCUGAAUCCUACAUGUUCUUUUCCUUGGCCCUUUGGUACUACAGGAAUCCGAAUGAUGGAUAUCGCGCGACUUUCUACCGGGGGAAAUCAAACGACCCGCUCAGGAUUUCUACUACGUCUUAG